UAUGUGACGUGCAGUUGUCUCUCUUGCUUUUCAUCAGUUCAUGACUUUGUCAUUUGGGAAGCAAAAUAAUAGCACGUUUGAAUUUUCAAGAAACAAGAUUUUACCUGAAAAUGGAAUUUAAAUUUGUUUCCAGUAUUGACUGUAAGCAAGGAGCGGUUCGAGCUGUAAGAUUUAGUGUGGAUGGAUCUUACUGUAUUACAUGUGGGUCAGAUAGAAAGUUAAAGCUGUGGAAUCCAUAUAGAUGUGCACUGUUAAAAACGUAUGGUGGGCAUGGAGCUGAAGUGUCAGAUGCCUGUGCCUCAUGCGAGAGCAGUCAAAUUGUGUCUUCAGGAAUGGAUAAAUCUGUUAUUCUUUGGGAUGUUGCUACAGGUACACCAGUGCGCAGGCUGCGAGGUCAUGUUGGACCAGUUACAACAGUCAGAUUCAAUGAGGAGUCUACAAUGGCAGUAUCUGGUUCACGAGACAAUGCUGUAAUGUGCUGGGAUGUAAGAUCGAAAGCUAUAGAACCAGUACAGACCUUACGAGAUGCAAAGGACACCAUUUCAAGUGUCAGAGUAUCUGAUCAUGAAAUUCUAUCUGCAUCGUUUGAUGGAAAAAUUCGUAGAUAUGAUAUUCGCGUUGGUGAAGUACUAACUGAUGCAAUUGGUGAGGAUAUAACCUGCGCCAGUUUUACAAGAGAUGGACAAUGUAUAGUAGCAAGCUGCGCUGAUGGUGUUGUCAGAUUAAUAGACAAAGAUUCUGGAGAACUUCUUGGCGAGUUUACAGGUCACGAUGCAAAUAACCUGUGUCUAGAAUCUAGUGUAGAUUAUCAAGACACUCAUAUAAUAUCAGGCUCGGGAGAUGGGAAAUUAUGGAUAUGGGAACUAGUGAAUCAGAAAGUGGUUGCAAAACUCUCAGAAGUCGAAGACUCAAAACAUCCCACAGUGUCACUUUCAGUCCAUCCACAAAAAAAUUGUUUCUUAGUUGCCAGUGGUAGCAAAAUAUCAAUGUGGGAAGCUGCAGAUUCCAGUAAAGAUUAACACAGCAUUGCUGUACAGUAAGAGAGGAACUAUUUUAUAAAUAAAUUAUUAAAAGUUAUGCAAUUUUAUAAUUUUAGCAAUUCAUCACGAUUCCUAGAUGGGCACGGCUGAUACUGCUGUCUACGCCUAUGACUGGUUCCGUGGAAGACUACGUGGAGGGGAAACAAGAUUCACUUUAUUUGCUACUCAAUGCCCCCUCCAUACUAUAUCUGUAUAAAACCAAUGGCGUAGAUAGCAAAUUGGUUUUGCUCAUCUAAGGGUGCAAAGAAUCAUGAUUUUUUAAAUAAACCAAAGUAAAAGGUA
This is a messenger RNA of Cephus cinctus (wheat stem sawfly), 1322 nucleotides long. Its product is annotated as WD repeat domain-containing protein 83. Gene Ontology annotation, biological process: mRNA splicing, via spliceosome. Gene Ontology annotation, molecular function: protein binding. NCBI's taxonomy places the organism in Eukaryota, Metazoa, Arthropoda, Insecta, Hymenoptera, Cephidae. The coding region runs from base 111 to 1019 and encodes 302 amino acids. The transcript is spliced from 4 exons. Gene Ontology annotation, cellular component: catalytic step 2 spliceosome. The record is from RefSeq and is a predicted model, not a curated record.